AGCGAGUAGAGGUAGGAAGAGGAAAGAGAAGGAAAAUAUACGAGGUAUCAAAGAGCAGGGUGGAAGGGGCAGAUAGUCUUCGUUUCUUUUUUGUACAUUUUUAUGGUCGGUUGGAUACUGGGAUACUGGAUACGUCAUUGACUCAUGAGUAAAAGUAUUAGUUCGCGACUGGUUCCGUUGCUUCCUCUUGUUUCAACCCAUUCUAUCGAAGGAAGACUCGAAACGAAGUCUGUACAUAUCCUAUUGCGUCUUACAUACGUAGUCUCCAUGAACCGAAAGGUUGACGAGUUCUUCUUUUUUUUUUCGGCCUCUCUUACAAGACUUUCUGGCCGAUUUCACUUCUCCUUUCAUCCAUCCUUCAGUCAACACUCAGAACAUUCCUAGUCCUCCUUCUAUAUUAUAACCCCAGCGUCUUGAAGCCGAGAUCGUUUCUUCCCACCCUCCUGCGAUGGA
This is a messenger RNA of Mytilinidion resinicola, 453 nucleotides long. RefSeq lists its product as uncharacterized. NCBI's taxonomy places the organism in Eukaryota, Fungi, Ascomycota, Dothideomycetes, Mytilinidiales, Mytilinidiaceae. The record is from RefSeq and is a predicted model, not a curated record. Bases 145 to 384 code for a protein of 79 amino acids. The transcript has a single exon.